Molecule: messenger RNA, 2182 nt
Organism: Silurus meridionalis
Lineage: Eukaryota; Metazoa; Chordata; Actinopteri; Siluriformes; Siluridae
Gene: tbxas1
Product: thromboxane A synthase 1 (platelet)
Exons: 15
Coding region: 97-1752 (551 amino acids)
Molecular function (GO): steroid hydroxylase activity; iron ion binding; heme binding
Source: RefSeq, a predicted model, not a curated record
UCAAGGGUGGUAACUAAAGCUUCAACAUUGAUCAGAGUUGUUUAGUACUAUCCAAAUACAAUCAAAUGCAAUUUGUGCAGUUUGUGAUACCUAGCCAUGCUGACAAUGUUUGGAGUUGAGUCAAGUGGAUUCAAUUUAUCCAUUGGCCUUUUCCUGCUAUUCUUGGUCCUUCUGUACUGGUAUUCCACCUUGCCCUAUUCAACCUUGCAGCGAUGUGGCAUCCGACACCCCAAACCAGCUCCGUUCCUAGGAAACAUGAUGCUGUUUCAAGAUGGUUUCUUCCAAGCUCAGAGAGACCUGAUCAAACAGUAUGGACGAGUAUGCGGUUAUUAUCUAGCCAGACAGGCAGUGGUGGUGAUAGCUGACCCAGACAUGCUGAAACAGAUUAUGGUGAAGGAUUUUCAGAAGUUCCCAAAUCGAAUGAGGCACGGUUUGAGGCAGGGCUACUACAUUUUUAAGUUUUUUAAGACAGCUACAAAGCCGAUGUCAGACAGUCUUGUCAUGCUAAGGGAUGAACAGUGGAAACGAGUGCGCAGCAUCCUGACACCAACCUUCAGCACAGUCAAAAUGAAAGAGAUGGUCCCUCUUAUCCAUGAAGCUACAGAAACUUUACUGAAUAACCUGAAGGCUUAUGCAGAGUCUGGAGAGAGCUUUGAAAUCCACAGGUGUUUUGGCUGCUUUACUAUGGAUGUGAUUGCGAGUGUGGCUUUUGGCACGCAUGUGGACUCUCAGAACAACCCCAAUGACCCAUUUGUGUACCACGCCUCCAAGUUCUUCGCCUUUUCUUUUUUCAGACCCAUCAUGUUCCUCUUCAUGGCUUUCCCGUUCCUGGCUGGACCCCUCAGUCGCUUGCUGCGAGAUAAAGAUAGCAGUGAGUUGAGCAAGUUUUUCACCAGCUGCAUUCAGAAACUUAUAAGGCAGAGGGAUGAGUUGCCACCCAGUCAGAGGCGGAGGGACUUCCUGCAGCUGAUGCUGGAUGUGAAGACCAGUAAGGAGUGUGUGUCCCUGGAACACUUUGACGUGGUCAAUCAAGCAGACGAGCAAAUUGUGACUGAAGGAAAUGCAGAAAACUGCCACGAGUCGGCAAAACCCAGCCAGCAGAAAAGGAUAAUGACGGAGGAUGAGAUCAUAGGCCAGGCCUUCAUCUUUUUCCUUGCUGGCUAUGAGACGAGCAGUAACACUCUUGCAUUCACCUGCUACCUGCUGGCCAUCCACCCAGACUGUCAGAAGAAAGUGCAGAGAGAGGUGGACGACUUCUUCAGUAGACACGACUCAGUAAAUUACACAAAUAUUCAGGAGCUGAAGUAUGUAGACAUGGUGCUGUGUGAGACUCUGAGACUGUAUCCACCUGCAUUCAGAUAUGCACGCACUGUUGAGCAGGACUGUGUGGUGAAUGGACAGUUACUGCCUAAAGGAGCAACAAUCGAGAUCCCAGCAGCUUUUCUGCAUACUGACCCAGACUACUGGCAGGACCCCGAGAAAUUCAUACCAGAAAGGUUUACCCCUGAAGCCAAGGCCAGUCGACACCCUUUCGUGUACAUGCCAUUCGGAGCCGGGCCUCGCAGCUGUGUGGGCAUGAGACUCGCUCAGCUAGAGAUUAGAAUUGCACUGGUCAACAUCUUCAAAAUGUUUAAUGUGGUGGCAUGUAAGGACACUGAGGUUCCUCUGGCAUUGAAGUCAACUACCACACUUGGACCCAAAAAUGGCAUUUAUGUCAAAAUUACCAAGAGAGAGAAUGUUAAUGAUGCAUAAGAAAUAGGGAUUGGAGAAAAGUUUAUUUACAAAUAUUUGUACAAUAACGUAAAUAAAUCAUGUAAUCUGAUGUUUCUAUUCUCAUGUUUUGAUAAGAAUCAGAAAUUGCUUAUUAGACAAAAUUGUCUUAUUCUCGCAUUAAUACCAAGGAAAAACAGAAGGAAUAAAAGGUGUGGUUCAUCAGAUUAAUGCUUUUUGUGAAAUUUCUUAUGUCUUAUUAUUUUUACCACCAGAAGGUGGUGUUGUAUCACAAGCCAUCCUUAUGUCUGGAGUGUAGUUGUUUCAGCAGUUGCUAUGUAUUGGCAUUGUUAUAAAAAUGACUAUAUGUGUAUUUCUGUUUAUGAUUUUCUGUUUAUCAUUGUCUCAUAUCACAAGUUUUGACUGGUUAGAAGUUUACUUGAGGAAUAAUAAAUGAAGGAUUUUUAAGUAA